Penaeus vannamei (Pacific white shrimp) is the source of this 6342-nucleotide messenger RNA. The record is from RefSeq and is a predicted model, not a curated record. Lineage: Eukaryota; Metazoa; Arthropoda; Malacostraca; Decapoda; Penaeidae.
CGAAACGAACGCGCGAUUUAAACCUCCCAAACGCUUGUCUUUGUUGGCGUCAGAGAGUAAACAUUAGCUCCUUCUGUUAAAACCCUAGAAUUUUUUUUUGCUGGCACUUGAAGACAAAUUUCGAGGUAUGCAGUGACAGGCAGAAUGAAGCCAGGCGGGCUUUGCUCCCCAACUGAUGGGAGCAGCAUGCCUUCUGGGGACACCAUUAACUCCCUGUCAUCGCACAAAUCACCCAGCAAAGGUGGCCAUCAUCCUGAGACAACCACAGCCGAAGAAGGAUAUGUGGACCUGCCUCCCCUGCCACCAGAAGGCCAGCUGCAGCUUGUACCUCAGGCCAAGAGCCACGCCAACGGGAUGCUUCCUCAUGAGGGGAUCCCCAAUGGAUUACUUUCCCAUGGCAAAGGCCCGGUGGUGCCUCGUCAUGUGCGGCUGCCUCUGCAUGGCGAGAGCAGUCGUGAGAAGGGGUCAGUGCCAUGUGCCACUUCACCGAGGAAAGAUGAAAGUAAAUUUAGUGGCGCUGGGAUGGGCCAGAGCCUAUCAAAGCCUACUGAUGCUGGGACCUCCUCUAGCUUAACAUUUUCUCAUUCACUGCCAACCAUGUUUAAUAAGCCAUUUCAGCAACUGUCUGUUGUCACAUCACCCCUUAACUACUCAUCAUCAAAGUGCAAUGCUCCUAUCAAUGCAGUACCAUCUUGUCCUGGAGGUAAUACUUUAUCUCCGAAGAUGGUAUCACCAGGUCAGGGUGUUUCUCCCAAGGGUGUAGGCCUCACAUCACCCAAGAGCCUGAAAAGUCCAAAGGGCAGAAGAAAAUGCUCGCUGGAGGAAAUGGUGACCAAGUUGCAUAAUCGUACAGAGGCUUUUCAGAGUGGUGUCAGUGUGUUGCCAUUUUCACCAAAAAGUGUUCUGUGUGAUGAUGUGAAAUUAAAGAACAGUGCAGAGACUGUAGACAGAAAGACUCCCCUGCCUGCAAAGGGAAGUCUCUCUGAUUCCCAGACACAGAGUGGAGUCAACUUCCCAAAUAUUUGUGAUAACAAUAACACUGCCAGAAUAUGUGAUGCUCACCCUGCUUCGAACCCUGCAGUUGAAGUUGCAAGCACUAGACUUCAUGAUGAGACAGACAAAUGCACUGAUAGUUCUUCAUUGACAGUGUGUGAUAUAAAAAGUAAAGUAGAUGCUGAUGUGUCUCCUGAAAAGAUCAUAUCCAAUGAAGAAGUGAGUAAAAGCCAGAAAAUGCCAGUUUUACAUUUAGAUAAAUCUUGUGUUGACAGUUACACUCAAGGAAAUCGUAAUGAAUUAGAAGGAAAUCAUGGAACAUGUGUUGAAAGUUUAAUUUCUAAAGUAGAUGGAAAAGGGAAUACUAGUAGCUUACAAUGCAUUGCAGAAGUGGCAAAAAAUGCUCAAUGGGGAGAUAUGCUCAAUCAGUGCAGUUCUAAAUCAGAAGUGCAAUGUAUAUCACAGAAUAAAAAAUGUAAUGAAAAUCAAGCCAGAACAGAUUGCCACUUAGGUGAUUCAUCUACAUCCUCUAUGUCAGAUAAUUUGAAAAGUGAUCAGCAGCAGCAUGCCUCUGACGAGUAUUCUGCAAGAAGUGCAGCAGCGGCUUUGCAGUUUGCUGAAAGGACUGAGUGUGGUUUAGUGGGAGGGGGAAAGGAUCACCAGCUAGUUGUGGAAUCCGAAAAAGUGCGAGAAGAAAUGGGCUUGAGAGACUUGACUCUAAGUGAUGAUAAGGGUAGUAGAAACGUAGAAGGGAAAGAAGGAAGUGAAAAUCUUGUCAGUGAAUCCUUUGAGGUUAUUAGUAAGAAAGUUAUUGGAGGAGGUGUUGCAGAGGAACAGCAGGUCUUGGAGGUCAUACUAAGUGAACCACAAGGCAAUAAUAAAAUGAAAACACAACUGAGUGGUGGUGAAUGCUAUAGUGUGAUGUCAAAUGCUGAAGUUUUAAAUGUGGAACUGAGUGAUAAUGUUGCAGGUAAACUUCAGAGUGAAAAGGAAGAACAACCUGGUGAUAAAGCUGAAUGUGAACCAAGUGUACAGGAGGUAGUAAAUAAAAAAGAAAGUGAGAAGGUGGUAAGUGGUACAGAGCAAAGUGGUGGGAAUAUAACCGGUGAUAACACAUUAAGAAGUGACCAGCAAAAAGACAGAGAGUGUAUGAAUAAUCAGAGCAGUCUAAAAGUCGUGAAUAAGUUGAUAGAUUUAACUGCCGAGUCAGAAAGUGCCAGGAGUAGUAGUGUAGAGCUCAUUGAAAAUGAGCCAGUGGAAAAUGUGGACAGUGAGAGUGAGAUAGAAAUUUUAUAUGAAAAGAAAGAUGAAACUGGAAGAGAUGAUAACACAGAGAAAAGUUUGCCUAGAGGUACAGAGGUAUUGAAUUCUCUUCAGUCUACACCAAGUCAGGUUUUGCCAGCUGUUGUGAACAAAGAGUCUGAAGCACUGCCAUAUUUAGAGCCAAUAUCAGAUGAUGAGAACUCCCUCUUGUGUGCUCCCUCCACCUCAUCUGGCCUUUCAUCUGUCUCUGGUUUUCAGAGCAAUUCUGAUACUCCCAUGUUCUCUGAUACUCCCUCCGAUGCAUCGCGUGGGGCAAUUAUGGUUAGAAUCUCUGAUGCUGUUGCUGCAAUUCUGUCAGAUGUGUCUGAUGAAAGCCUUCCAGAUUCCCCAUUGUCAUUUAGUGAUAAAACUCAGGGUUCUAGUGAAAAAUCAGAUGACACGAUACGUAGUAACACAAGUGAAAAAAUAUAUGCAAAUAAAUUGGAUAGUGAAAAAUUACUUUCUACAGCCGUGGAAAAAAUAUCCACUGAAGAAACCACUAAGGAUUCUGAAAGUCUAAAGGACAGAGGCCUAACAAAAGACACAGUUCAGCCCAUAUCUGAUUCAGCUUCCAUUAUUGAAACUGAUGAUAGUGUGUGUGUGGAUAUUUGUUUGAAAAGUGAACAACUGGGACCAAAAAAUACAGAAUCUGUGGAGAAAAUGGUUUCUUGUGUGCAAAAGCCUACUGUGCAAAGCCUGCCCUGUAUUACUGAAAAUGAGAAAAGGUCUCUAGAAUCUCCAGAACCAAGUAGAAAUAUAUGUGGGUUGGCUCCUAGUACUCUUAGUAAAUUGUGUAGCAAUAGUGAACAAGAAGGUUCUUGUCAAGAUUCAGGGUUGAAAACUGCUUACCAUGAACAGCAAAAGCAGUUAGAACCUCCAUCACUCUUAGGAGAGGUUGACACUGGAUCAGCAGAUGAGUCCUCCACCUCUAAAUCAACUAGUGGCAUUACUCCUAUUGGCCAGUCAACACAAUCAUCACAAGAUUCAAGUUUAUCCACAGAUAAGCUUGACCCUCUUAGCUCACACACACAGGUACUUUUAGCAGAAUCAUGUACCGUAGCUUGUUGUAGUAUGCCUAAUAAUAGUAGCCAUAUAUGCCAAAACCUCAUCUCAGGAUCUCAGAAAAGUUCUAGUCAAAACCAAAACUGCAAUACAUCACAGAGUGGGGGCAGCAAAGACCUAGCAGGUCUUGUGAUUAAGCAGGCCGGUGCAAUUGUACAUAAUGAUGAAUUGGCCAAGGAAAAUAGGGUAGCUGGAUGUGAAUCUGGUGAUACAAUAACAAAGAGGCUCAUGUCUCACAGUGAAGAUGGAUGUGCUAGAUUUCCAGGAAAAAAGAAAGAAAAUUUCACCAACCAGUCUGAUGGUACAACCACUAGAUCUGUGCAGCUCAGUGAUGGAGUGUUACCUACUGCAAUGUCAGUGGUAGUUGACAAUGCAGUUGUCACUUCUGAUUUGGCUGUAUCAUAUGGAGAUAAUGCCCAAAUAUUGAAGGAGAAAGUAUUUUCAGAAUCUGAAGUUCCUGCUAUGGAUGACCAAAGAGGAAGUGCAUAUUCACAUGAUUCUACUGCAUCAGAUGAGAUUAGUGGCGACAGGGUAACAGGAACCCAAAAACACACUAUUGGAGACUGUAAAUGUGGUAGUAAGGAAGUUCCUGAUAGGGAGAGGAGUGAAGGACCUGAAAAGAACACAAAGGAUGUUUCCACAUAUGAGAAGAGUAUUGCUAGUAGUGACAGAAGUUUAGAAAAUCACUUGAUUGGGCAACCAGAUGUACUAACUGCAGACUGCAAGCAGAAGUUCCUGGAUGAAAGUAACCUACCUGAAAGGGCUUCCGAAAUAUGUGAGCAGCUUAAGAGACACUGCCACACUUUCCUUGAUGUUAAUCAAUCUAGAAUGGUUGACUUACAUGCAUUAUCCAAUGAUAUUUGUGUUAAGACUUGUCCAUCAAACACAGUGGCUCAGGGUAGUGAAGAAAGUUGUAAAACAUCAUCUAAACCUAUGGAUUUCUGUCUUCUGGCAGAGGCUUCUGCAUCCUCCAAAACAUAUACUCAGGAUAACCCUGAUCUGGGUAGGGAAGGUAAACUAAUUCCUCCGGCAAGUAAAAUUGUUAAUGAAGUUGCCCAUCCACUGCCAGCUGAAGUUCAAGACAGUCUUCCUCAAAAUGUGGCUGCCACAGAUGCCAGUCAUCCAGUUACAAAAGACACUUUGGCCACAGCUAAAGGAUAUUCACCAGUAUCUGAGGCAGAGCAAGGAACUGUGGAAGAACCAUCAUCAAGUCAGAAGACAUUACAGACUUUUGAAGCCAGUUUUGAAAUACCUGACAGAACUGGUGCCUCUUGCACAUCUAAUGAGCCUUUGGAUGACAGCCUUGCUCUUGCAAAUGUUACUGAAAUCAAUAAGAGACCAGAUGAAAUAAGUAGAACAAAGUUUGCCCCCACUGAAGUUGUUGAUUUUGAAGCUUAUCAUGGACAUCCAGAGAUUUCUGAUUUUAAACAUGUACCUUCUAAAGAUGCAAAAGCUAGUCAGGUAGCAGCAGACAUUACUGAAACCAGUCAUGCAUCAUUGGAGAUGCCUAAGUCAAAUGAGGUGGCAGCUGGACUUUGUUCUGUAAUAUCAGAGUUAUGUAAAGUCAGUACAGCAGCAGGUGAGGCAACCAAAGUUGCAACAUCUGAACAAGUUAGUGCGUGUAUGGAAACAACAGAUGAGGCUGCUAAAUCCGGUCAGGUAUUAGCUAAUGUUCUUGAAGUUUGUCAGGGAGCAGCUGAAUUAUGUAAAACCAGUCAAAAAGCAGCUGACAGAAUGGAAGCCAGCAAAAGUGAAACUGAUGAAGCAGCAACUGUUAAAGAAAGAAGCUGUACAACAAGCCAAACAACUGUGGAUAUCUUUGAAGAAAUUCAGUCACUGGCAAAAGCUGUCCAAGAAAAAGAUGAUGUUAGUGAAACUCCAUAUAAAUGGGUUGAUAUGAAAGGAAUGUCUACUGCAGUCAGUAUUUUUGAUUCCUGUUCUAGUAUUUCAAAAGGAGAGCAGCUCCCAGUUGUCACUGAAUACCAACAUUCCCCCAAAGAAACAGAGACAUGUCAUCCACCAACAAGGGCUAAUAUAACAGAUAUUUGUUCAUUAGCUGAAAAUAGCACUAAAAUGAUUGGUUUAGGUGACAGAAAGGAAACAUGCUUUUCAAAUGCUGAUGUAGAACCCAGUAAUCAAAUGGGUAUUUUAAAAACUGAAAGCCAAGCAGAAACUUGUGUCAAUUUUCAAGAUGUUCAAAGUGCUCCAGUCAGUAAUCAGAUGUUAUGUAGCAAUGAAACGGAAGAAAUGCAAACUGUAAACUGUAACCAGGAUUCUGCAGGUAAAGUUUCAAAGACUGAUUCCUCAGAAAGUUUUCAUCUACCACUGCAAGCUACUGAUAGUAGCCACUCCUUAGAGUCUGUUCAUGUCAUAGAUGACAGGCAUCAUGAAGAAAGUCAGUCAACAGAGAGCCAAGUAUUAGUUGAAAAAAGUGACCCACCAGCUGAUCUGACUAGCAUGAGCCAACCAACAGUUGGCUCAGGAGAGGGAAGUGGUAUUCAAUCUGAUUUAACUGAAAAUACAUCUCCAGUUAACCUAAAUGACUGUCCUCAUCCAACAGAGCAUGUGGUAGAAAUUUUGGCAGCCAAGUCGAGUUGUUCAGUGGCUGGUGACUCUGGAGUUGAUGAAUCAGACAUUGGAAAUGGAUACCAAUCAUCAACUGAUAAGAGUCCAGUUGAUCAUUCAGUAAUUGGUGAUUCUGUAGUUGACGAGGCAGCAUCUGAGAAAACUCUACUUGAGCAUUGUCUAGAUCAUUCUGAUAAACUUCCAUCUGAAGUUUCCCAAGAUAAUCUUGCAGUUGAUCACCCACCAAUAAUGGGUGAUAAUGCCAUAGUUAGUUAUCCACCUGUAGAUGAUACUGUAGUUGCUCAUCCACCAGCUGAUGAGGCAGAAGUUGAUCAUCCACCAGCUGAUGAGGCAGAAGUUGGUCAUCCACCAGCUGAUGAGGCAGAAGUUGGUCAUCCACCAGCUGAUGCUACCAGCUGA